Messenger RNA from Mustela erminea (ermine), 7270 nucleotides. RefSeq names its product potassium sodium-activated channel subfamily T member 2 (gene KCNT2). Gene Ontology annotation, cellular component: membrane. The transcript is spliced from 28 exons. Gene Ontology annotation, molecular function: intracellular sodium-activated potassium channel activity. The record is from RefSeq and is a predicted model, not a curated record. Bases 17 to 3361 code for a protein of 1114 amino acids. Gene Ontology annotation, biological process: potassium ion transport. NCBI's taxonomy places the organism in Eukaryota, Metazoa, Chordata, Mammalia, Carnivora, Mustelidae.
UCAAGUUGAAUUCUAUAUGAAUGAAAACACAUUUAAAGAGAGGCUAAAGUUAUUUUUUAUCAAAAACCAGAGAUCAAGUCUAAGAAUUCGUCUAUUCAAUUUUUCUCUCAAAUUAUUAAGCUGCUUAUUAUACAUAAUCCGAGUGCUACUAGAAAACCCUUCACAAGGAAAUGAAUGGUCUCAUAUCUUUUGGGUGAACAGAAGUCUACCUUUAUGGGGCUUACAGGUUUCAGUGGCAUUGAUAAGUCUGUUUGAAACAAUACUACUUGGUUAUCUCAGUUAUAAGGGAAACAUCUGGGAACAGAUUUUACGAAUACCUUUCAUCUUGGAAAUAAUUAAUGCGGUUCCCUUCAUUAUCUCAAUCUUCUGGCCUUCCUUAAGGAAUUUAUUUGUCCCUGUCUUUCUAAACUGUUGGCUUGCCAAACAUGCCUUGGAAAAUAUGAUUAAUGACCUGCACAGAGCCAUUCAGCGUACACAGUCUGCAAUGUUUAAUCAAGUUUUGAUUUUAAUAUCUACAUUACUAUGCCUUAUCUUCACCUGCAUUUGUGGAAUCCAACAUCUGGAACGAAUAGGAAAGAAGCUGAAUCUCUUUGACUCCCUUUACUUCUGCAUUGUGACAUUUUCUACUGUGGGUUUUGGGGAUGUCACCCCUGAAACAUGGUCCUCCAAGCUUUUUGUCGUUGCCAUGAUCUGUGUUGCUCUUGUGGUUCUACCCAUACAGUUUGAACAGCUGGCCUAUUUGUGGAUGGAGAGACAAAAGUCAGGUGGAAACUAUAGUCGACAUCGAGCUCAAACUGAGAAGCAUGUUGUUCUGUGUGUCAGUUCACUGAAGAUUGAUUUACUUAUGGACUUUUUAAAUGAAUUCUAUGCUCACCCAAGACUUCAGGAUUAUUAUGUGGUGAUUUUGUGUCCUACUGAAAUGGAUGUGCAAGUUCGAAGGGUACUGCAGAUUCCAAUGUGGUCACAAAGAGUUAUCUACCUUCAAGGCUCAGCCCUUAAAGAUCAGGAUCUGUUGAGAGCAAAGAUGGAUGAUGCUGAGGCCUGUUUUAUUCUGAGCAGCCGUUGUGAAGUGGAUAGGACAUCAUCUGACCACCAAACAAUUUUGAGAGCAUGGGCUGUAAAAGAUUUUGCUCCAAAUUGUCCUUUGUAUGUCCAGAUAUUAAAGCCUGAAAAUAAAUUCCAUAUCAAAUUUGCUGAUCACGUUGUUUGUGAAGAAGAGUUUAAAUACGCCAUGUUAGCUUUAAACUGUAUAUGCCCGGCAACAUCUACACUUAUUACACUACUGGUUCAUACCUCUAGAGGGCAAGAAGGCCAGCAAUCCCCAGAGCAGUGGCAGAAGAUAUAUGGUAGAUGCUCUGGCAAUGAAGUCUACCACAUUGUUUUGGAAGAAAGUACAUUUUUUGCUGAAUACGAAGGGAAGAGUUUUACAUAUGCGUCUUUUCAUGCACACAAAAAGUUUGGCGUCUGCUUGAUUGGUGUUCGGAGGGAGGAUAAUAAAAACAUUUUGCUGAAUCCAGGUCCUCGAUAUAUUAUGAAUGCUACAGAUAUAUGUUUUUAUAUUAAUAUUACCAAAGAAGAGAAUUCAGCAUUUAAAAACCAAGACCAGCAGAAAAAAAGCAAUGUACCAAGGUCAUUUUAUCAUGGACCUUCUCGAUUACCUGUACAUAGCAUAAUUGCCAGCAUGGGUACUGUGGCUAUAGACUUGCAAGACACAAGCUGUAGAUCAACAAGCGGCCCCACACUGUCUCUUCCUACAGAGGGAAGCAAAGAAAUCAGAAGACCUAGCAUUGCUCCCGUUUUAGAGGUUGCAGAUACAUCAUCAAUUCAAACAUGUGAUCUUCUAAGUGAUCAAUCAGAAGAUGAAACUACAGCAGAUGAAGAAACUUCCUCAAACUUAGAAUAUGCUAAAGGCUAUCCACCUUACUCUCCAUAUAUAGGAAGUUCGCCUACUUUUUGUCAUCUCCUUCAUGAAAAAGUGCCAUUUUGCUGCUUAAGACUAGACAAGAGUUGCCAGCAUAACUACUAUGAGGACGCAAAAGCCUAUGGAUUCAAAAAUAAGCUAAUUAUAGUUGCAGCUGAAACAGCUGGAAAUGGAUUGUAUAAUUUUAUUGUUCCUCUCAGGGCAUAUUAUAGACCAAAGAAAGAACUUAAUCCCAUAGUACUGCUAUUGGACAAUCCGCCAGAUAUGCAUUUUCUGGAUGCAAUCUGUUGGUUUCCAAUGGUUUACUACAUGGUGGGCUCUAUUGACAACCUAGAUGAUUUACUCAGGUGUGGAGUGACUUUUGCUGCCAACAUGGUGGUUGUGGACAAAGAGAGUACCAUGAGUGCAGAGGAAGACUACAUGGCCGACGCCAAAACAAUUGUAAAUGUGCAGACCCUUUUCAGGUUGUUUUCCAGUCUCAGUAUUAUCACAGAACUUACCCACCCAGCCAACAUGAGAUUCAUGCAAUUCAGAGCCAAAGACUGUUACUCUCUUGCUCUUUCAAAACUGGAAAAGAAAGAACGAGAGAAAGGUUCUAAUUUGGCCUUUAUGUUUCGACUGCCUUUUGCUGCUGGGAGGGUGUUUAGCAUCAGUAUGUUGGACACUCUUCUCUAUCAGUCGUUUGUAAAGGAUUAUAUGAUUUCUAUCACCAGACUUCUGUUGGGAUUGGACACUACUCCAGGAUCAGGGUUUCUUUGUUCUAUGAAAAUCACUGAGGAUGACCUGUGGAUCAGAACUUAUGCCAGACUUUACCAGAAACUGUGCUCUUCUACUGGAGAUGUUCCCAUUGGGAUCUACAGGACUGAGUCUCAGAAACUUACUACAUCUGAGGACUGGACUUCAUCUUUAGUUUCCAGAAAGUACUCCGUUAACCACCUGAAGUCUCAGAUAUCCAUCAGCGUAGAAGAGUGGGAAGACACCAAAGACUCCAAAGAUCAAAGUCAUCACCGAAGCAACCACCGCAACUCAACCUCCAGUGACCAGUCAGAUCAUCCCUUACUACGGAGAAAGAGCAUGCAGUGGGCACGAAGACUGAGCAGAAAAGGUCCAAAACACUCUGGUAAAACAGCUGAGAAAAUAACCCAGCAGCGACUGAACCUCUACAGGAGGUCAGAAAGACAAGAGCUUGCUGAACUUGUGAAAAAUAGAAUGAAACACUUGGGUCUUUCUACAGUGGGAUAUGACGAAAUGAAUGAUCAUCAAAGUACCCUCUCCUACAUCCUGAUUAACCCGUCUCCAGAUACCAGACUAGAGCUGAAUGAUGUUGUAUACUUAAUCCGACCAGAUCCACUGGCAUACCUUCCAAACAGUGAACCCAGUCGAAAAAACAGCAUCUGCAAUGCCAUGGGUCAAGAUUCUCGGGAGGAAACUCAGCUUUGAUAAAAGGAAAAUAAGAGACCUUUUUUCCCUACAAGAAUCUUGCUUGCAACAACUCUAACUCUUAGGGGAAGAAUGAGUGCUGCUGGCAGGAAAGAAACUCGAUCAGAAUAUAUUCAGUUCUCUCAUAUUAAAAGCAAUCUAUUCUCUUAGAAGUAUAGAUUAUUUUGAAAGUUGAAGUAUUGCUUAUUGGUACUCCUAUUGAUAUUUGAAAGACAUCAGUGGAAUGAUUUUAAAAACCUAAAUUAAAACAAAAAAUUUAAAUCGGUUAUUUGUUUGACAACAAUCCAAACUAUAUGAAGGUAAUUUUUAAAAGUGUUAAGGGUUUAUGAAAGUAAACAAAAAACUCCAACUGUAUUUGGUGCAUCACAAUGGUCAUAGAAGUUUGUGGCGCCUCUUAAAGAUUAAAGUCAUAUUAUAUUCUUUAAACUUGCAUUUUAUAAAAUUGAGUUCAUCAUAAAUGUCUAGCAUCUACACAAAGAUUAACCAACAAACUUGUAUGGCUGACUUUUGUGUAAGAAUCAGUUUGCUUUAGAGUAUAAAUCUUUAAAUAAUUUUAACCUUUUUCGUUGCCUUUUCAUAUGGUAUCAUACUCAUUUUAGAAUUUGAGGUAUUCACAGCAUGUUUUAUAACAUUGAGGAAACCAAAACAAACAAAAAAUAAGUAUCUGAACUUUUUGCUUACUUAAUGUCUGACACACAUUGUAUGCCAAGAAAAGUGUUAGAAAUCAAAUAUUUAUUAUUCUCAUAAAAGAAUGCCUAACUGAAAAAAUACUGAAAACACAUAUGUUGACUUCAGUUGAAGCCAAGAAUUGAAACAUUAACUGAAAUAUGCAGUAUUGGUUUUCAUUAGGCUCUUGAGCUUUAACAUUUUUAUCAUUUAUAUAGCAUAUUUCAUUAGAAAGGUACUUUAAAAUUCAAACAGGCAAAAUUAUACCUUUUAUGGAAUAAAAGGACAUUUCAAAACAUUUAAAGUCCUCUAUGCUUUUGUAUUGAAAUACUCAUACACGAAACAAUGGUAUGUUAAAAAAUUUGAUUUAAUUUUGAAAAAUCGUCUGUAGGACAUAGGUUUUAACACUGUGAGAACAAAAAAAACAUGUAGUGAAGAUAGAUAGUUUUUGCCAUUGAAAUGUAAUAUAAAUCAUGAAGAAUUUUAUAGUUAUAAAUUAAGUAUAAAUUGAUCCUUGGUAUUAUCUUAUUGGUUUAUUCCCCUUCAGAAACAGACUGACAAGCACAAGAGCACAGUUUACCAGGAGGUUGGAAUCUGUUAAGGUAUUCCCAUGAGAGAGACAUCGGUAAAUUUAAAAAGAUAUUUUUCCUCUAAUUUUGUAUCUUCAAAAAGUUCUGGCCUUGACAUUGAAUUUUAAUUUCACAAAAAAUUGGACAUGUAAGACUAGAAAGGGACAUUUUCUCCCUUCUCCUCACAAAGAAGCAGAUAAGUUGGAAAGAUAGUGGAAGAAUUAAAAAAAAAAAAUAAUAAAGAAAGCCUAAAACUCCCCAAAUAAUUCUAUAGAAAUGAAAAUGUAAAUCCUAACAUGUGAAAUUAUAGCUGAUAGCCAUUGUAUAAUUUGGCUUAGAGAGGAUGAAAUGCCUAUUUGUUAUUGUUGUUUUUUAGUAUUUUCCAUUAUUCUCAUUUUAAAAUAACAAAAACACCAAGAAUUUCCUCUAAAACAGGGAGAGCCUAUCUUUAACUUUCUUUAAUCAGACAGGGAAGUAGAGAAUUUAUAAUAAGUUACUUAAAAUUGGAAGCAGACCUUAAAACAAAGAUUGUAUGCAUAUUCAUGCAUGUACAUUGUAGACAUGUGAAAUAUACUGGACAAACUUAUAUAUUCACCUGUAAAUUAUUCAAACUAAAGGCAGAAUUGAACUAAUAUUUGUAAUAGAUAACAAUAACGGGUUUAUUAACUUAUUUUAUAUUUGCACAUCAGUAAUCAAAUGUGAUUAUUUCUUUGAGUUGCCAUUUCAUUACUCCAUUACAGUUAUUUUUAGGAAUAAAUGUAAGAGUUUAUGAAUAUUCUAUUUCCCCACGAGAUCUCGUUUAGUACUUUUGCAUUUUGACCAUUGUCAAGACUAGGACUCUAAGCUAGAACAUGACUAUAUUUCCUACAAAACUAAAAGUUUUAUUUCAUAAAUUUUACAAGAAUUAUUUUUGAUGAAGAACAUUAGCCCAAAUUUAAUAAUUGACACAAUUCAUAACAGCUUACUAUAAUAUUCAUAGUUUAUUAGUUUUCUGUUAUUUAAAGCAUAAAAAAUGCUUCUAAAAGCCUUUUAACAAACUGUUGCCUUUUUAAAAUACUUAACUUGCACACAAAAAAUAAAACAUAAAGUCAAUAAUAGUCCUUGUAAUCUUAUGGGAAUCGGUUCUGUUUAUUGUCUAUGUACCAUUUUGCUACCAGUUACAUUGAAUCGCUUAAAAUAAAUAAUAAAAAUUAUUUCUGAUGGUGAAAACCCUUGGUGCUUUUUGCCAAAACUUCAACUGUUUAACCAAUUAUGUUCUGAAACUACAAAACUCCUUUUGUCCCUUCUAUAUAAAGCAAUACAAACGUGAAGAAACACCGACAUAAAAACCUGAAGGCCAUCUCAUUGGAAAAGAUAACCAUAAAAAAACCCGCUGAAUCACUUCUUAAUAUAAUAGUUUCUGAAUAACUAUGUGGUAGGAAAAAAGGAGGGAGGAAGGAAGGGUCAGGGAGGAUAGAGGUAGAGAAGUGAACAAAGAGAAGGGAGGGAAAAGCAGAAAAGAAAAGGAAGGUGGAAAAGAAUGAAUGUAGGUGCUAGAAGAGAAAUAUUUUUUUAUGAACCAGAGAAUACUGUCCCAAUACACUAAUUUAAAGACCAGAAAAGCACUGGUUAGAGGGAAAACAAAAUUUAAAUGCAUAGAUAGACUUUGGGCUCCAGGAAAACGAAGCCUAUUCCUCCUGCUAAGUACAGAUACAAACUCUAGAUAUUAUUUAUCAAACAAGCAUCAGAAGACUGAAAAGUGCAAAGAAGGAAGACAGACCAGGAAACCGGGCCUUUCAGAGCAGCAUGGUGGAGAGAUCCCUGGGGAUUUUUGUUGCCUCCCAUGUAGCCUGCUCUGCAUAUUGGGAAAUACCCAGGAGCAUGGAUGAAAAAUCCUGGAAGUAACCUGCUCUCUCCGUGCAAGGGACUGACUCCUGCAGCGGGUGCAGCUUCCAGUCCAGACUUCCGAUGCGCCUGCCCUUCUCCAGUCCACCUCUCCAGGGGCCAGAAGCCACCCUCAGCAGCCCCUCAGAUGCUGCUUUCCUUGAGUGCCUCCAGUGAGACAUUCCCCAUGAGCGACUCUCCUGAAAUUUCCAGCAAGUUCUACCAAUGCAAGUACCACAGUGACUUCUGCAAUUCUGUGAGCCACAGCUGUGCCACCUCUGAUAGUCUUGAUGUCAGUCAUGGGGUCUCUUUGUGGGGCACUCUGCCUCAACUCUGAUGACGACUCACGCUCCUUAUGCUGCUGUUGCCAUAUUGUUUUCAAGUUCUCUUUACUUAUUACUGAUCCAUCUGUCCUUGCUCCAAAGCUCUGCUGCAGAUAAUAAUUCUCUACAUUAAGCUUUGUCUGUCUGAAUCACUGUGUGGUUUCUUUCUCUAGAUUGAAUCCUGGCUGAGACACGAUGUACAAAUCAGCCGUUCUUCAAUUUGAUUAAGUCUGCAAUAAUGAUGAUAUCAAAUUUCAAGGACUGCAACAUAUAAGGACAGAUUUGGGGAAAAUUCAACAAAUUAAGUAGCAUCUGCUGUGAAACUUUUAAGACUGACCAUGCUUGGGGUGCCUGGGGGGCUCAGGCAGUUAAGCAUCUGCCUUGGGCUCAGAUCAUGAUCCCAGGGACCAGGGAUGGAGCUGCAGGUGGGUUCAAGCCCCCAGGUGGGCUCCCUGCUCAGUGGGGAGUCUGCUUCUCCCUCCCUCUGU